Cornus florida is the source of this 796-nucleotide messenger RNA. RefSeq names its product mini zinc finger protein 1. The transcript has a single exon. Lineage: Eukaryota; Viridiplantae; Streptophyta; Magnoliopsida; Cornales; Cornaceae. Gene Ontology annotation, cellular component: nucleus. Gene Ontology annotation, molecular function: transcription cis-regulatory region binding; DNA-binding transcription factor activity. The record is from RefSeq and is a predicted model, not a curated record. The coding region runs from base 249 to 512 and encodes 87 amino acids. Gene Ontology annotation, biological process: regulation of DNA-templated transcription; regulation of developmental process.
UUAUAUAUAUAUAUAUACACACACACACACACCAACAUAUAUAGAUGUUGGGAUUAGGGUAAGGUACAUCAACCCACUCAAGGCUAACUUUUUCUUGAAGCUCUCUUCACAACACACACACACACAUAUAUAUAAUAUAUACAGCUUCUGGUGCUUUGGAUCAGUAAACUGGUCAGAGGGUGCCCCAUCUAGAAGAAUUCUAAGAAAAGAUAGAGAAAUUAGGGUUAGAGGCUUAGAGCUGAAACAUCAUGAAGAAGCGUCAAGUGGUUGUUAAAAGGGGUGGAUCUGGAAGAACAUCUAGUACUUCUUCCAUGGUGAGGAGUGUGAGAUAUGCAGAGUGCCAGAAGAACCACGCGGCGAACAUAGGAGGGUAUGCCGUUGAUGGGUGCCGGGAAUUCAUGGCCAGCGGAGAGGAGGGGACGCCUGGUGCGCUUACUUGUGCCGCUUGUGGCUGCCACAGGAACUUCCACAGAAGGGAAGUGGACACUGAGGUAGUUGGUGAGUCUUCUUAGCCUUCUUCUUCUGCUUCUUCUUCUUCUAAUGGUGGUGUCUAGUGUAAAAGCAUAGAGAGAGAGGAGGAGGGUUGUGUGUAUGGUAAUUUGCCAAUACCAUCUGGUUUUGGUUUGUGUUUAAUUGUGGUUGGUAUAAUUGUACAAAAAUAAUUGAUUUUCACAUUGACAAAUUGAAUCCUGUAAUUUUAGUUGAGAUAUAUAUAUAUCAAGAAACUAAAUUGAGUGUGGUCAAAGCAUGCAAGAAUAAUUAAUCAAUUGUUUUGACCCUCUUGUUUCUUUCUCUA